UUGAUGUUUUGUGAAAAGAAAAAAGGGGAGUUGCACUUUGCAGUUGAUUGCAAUAAUCAUCCCAAGUCUGCUUUCCAAUCAAUCCUGCUGUAAAAUAACUUUAAAAUACAUCACAUCUAUUUUUCCUCUAGUCAAUAUAUUUCACAAAUGGCAUUGCCUUGGUGUGAAUAAAGAGUGUGCAUCAUUGUCAUAUUGAUUGCUCAUUACAAGAUACACAAAACGUAAUUAUACUACAAAAUUAUGUCGUUUUAGAUGUUCUAAUGCAUGGUAGCGCAUCAUAGUUUAGAGUAUGAAGUGCGUUUAGUUUGUGAAUUAAUAUUUUGGCAUCUUAUUUGGGUAGUGAGUGGGGGAAAACUUAAAUAUACAAGAUAAACAAGAUAAAAAAAAAAAAAAAAAAAAUUAAGGAAAAAUUUCCUACGUGCACACAAUUUUAAAGUCAGUCACAUGAUUCCUGUGAUUUAGCUCUAAACUUCUGACCGUUUUCACGAUUGUUUCCCUCUUUUUACUUGAAACAUUAACGCUAUAAAUUCUGUUUUUAAUAUGCCAUUGCCAGUGAUGUGGUAAACAAAAAUUAUAAAACCAAAAGAAUACGGCACCCAGUUUUCAAUUUCUUGGUGGAGGUAAAUGGGCUGCCCAUUCCUACGGGUGGAAAUUUGCGAAUAAUGUUGAACGGUCAACGAUGGAGAAAUUUCCACUGAAGGGUACCUUAAGUUCGUCAACAUCAACAUCGUCGCCUGGUCCUGCACAGUUGAACACGACGCCCACCACCUAUCACUCUCUCGAUGCCAAGAACGGCAAUGGCAUAGACAGCGGAAGUACCGGUGACGCUCGUUUGAGACCAACGGGCCUGAUCAACAGGGGAACAUUAAUUAGUAGUGACGAAGAUAUGCUGCAGGACGUAAAUCAACACACACUGGCUUCCCAGCAACAGACAGGGAAUAAUGCCUACCUAGAUCGCAAUGUCAGACUCGAUGAUGGUACUUCACACUGUGGGAUUACUUUUUCUGGGAUUCAGGUUUCAGCUGAUUCCGAUGAUAUUCCUGGUAUUGGACAGUACGAUGAUUUCCACACAAUCGAUUGGCAGCGUGAUAUCGCACGAGAUCGAAUGCGACAUCGUUACAUAGUGAAAAAGAAGCAUGAUUCCAUUUUGGACUUGAUCAAAGGUGCCCAUGACGCAUGGUCAGGAUGGCUCUGCGUUUUAUUUGUCGGAUUAUUUACUGGCGUAGCUGCAGGUGUCAUCGAUAUUGGGGCAUCGUGGAUGACUGAUCUGAAAUUUGGUAUCUGUCCGCAAGCUUUUUGGCUAAACAAAGAGCAAUGCUGUUGGAGUUACAACGAGACAACAUUUGACGGUGGAAAUUGUUCACAAUGGUGGUCAUGGCCUGAGGUAUUCAACCAAUCGAAAGACGGAGCUGGCCCGUACAUAAUAUCAUACAUGUUUUAUAUUGCUUGGGCACUUUUAUUCGCCUCCUUGUCAGCUUCCUUGGUGAGAAUGUUUGCCCCUUACGCUUGUGGCUCCGGUAUACCUGAGAUUAAAACAAUCCUAAGCGGUUUUAUAAUUCGUGGAUAUUUGGGCAAGUGGACUUUGAUAAUAAAAUCCGUUGGUUUGAUACUUUCUGUAUCUGCAGGCCUCAGUUUGGGCAAAGAAGGCCCGAUGGUGCACAUAGCAUGCUGUAUAGGAAACAUAUUUUCAUAUUUGUUCCCAAAGUAUGGAAGAAACGAGGCCAAGAAGCGCGAAAUUUUAUCCGCAGCUGCUGCGGCUGGGGUAUCCGUAGCUUUUGGAGCACCAAUUGGUGGCGUGCUAUUCAGUUUAGAAGAAGUGAGCUACUACUUUCCGUUGAAAACGCUAUGGAGAUCAUUUUUCUGUGCUUUGAUAGCAGCGUUCGUACUUCGCUCCAUAAAUCCAUUUGGUAACGAACAUUCAGUUUUAUUUUUUGUCGAGUACAACAAACCAUGGAUAUUCUUUGAACUUGUUCCUUUCGUGAUGCUCGGUGUUAUGGGAGGCGUCAUUGCAACUUUGUUCAUAAAAGCUAAUCUCUAUUGGUGUCGCUAUCGAAAAACGUCAAAACUUGGCCAAUAUCCAGUAACCGAAGUUUUGGUUGUCACCGUUGCAACAGCUAUCAUAGCUUACCCAAAUCCUUACACCAGGAUGAAUACUAGUCAACUGAUUUACUUAUUGUUCAGUCAAUGCGGAGUAUCUAAUGCCGACAUUUUGUGCGAUUACAACAGAAAUUUCACGGACGUCAAUUCUGCUAUUGAGAUAGCCAAAGCUGGUCCAGGAGUUCACAAAGCCGUUUGGUUACUGGUCUUGGCUUUGAUUCUUAAAUUGAUAAUGACAAUUUUCACAUUUGGUAUGAAAGUGCCUUGCGGACUAUUCAUACCAUCGUUGUGUCUUGGUGCGAUAAUGGGUCGUAUCGUCGGUAUUGGAAUGGAACAACUCGCUUAUAAAUAUCCUCACAUUUGGAUGUUUAGCGAAGAGUGUUCGACCGGCGUCGAUUGUAUAACACCUGGUCUUUACGCUAUGGUUGGGGCGGCUGCGGUCUUGGGCGGAGUAACGAGAAUGACGGUCUCUCUCGUUGUCAUAAUGUUCGAAUUAACGGGAGGAGUGAGAUACAUAGUUCCUUUAAUGGCAGCCGCCAUGGCAAGUAAAUGGGUGGGCGAUGCUUUAGGAAAGCAGGGAAUAUAUGACGCUCAUAUCGGAUUGAAUGGUUAUCCGUUCUUAGAUAGUAAAGAUGAGUUUCAACACACCAGUUUAGCAGCGGAUGUUAUGCAGCCAAAACGUAAUGAGGCAUUGAACGUAUUAACUCAAGACUCUAUGACGGUUGACGACGUCGAAACAUUACUCAAAGAAACCGAACACAAUGGUUUUCCCGUCAUAGUAUCGAGAGAGUCGCAAUACCUGGUCGGUUUUGUCCUCCGCAGAGAUCUGAAUCUUGCAAUAGCAAACGCCAAACGUCUAAUGGAGGGUAUAAUGGGACAAUCUCUUGUUAUUUUCACCAGUGGUAACAACGUUCAGACUCAUGGUCCUCCACCAUUAAAGUUGAAAAAAAUAUUAGACAUGGCGCCGAUCACAAUCACCGAUCAAACACCGAUGGAAACCGUAGUCGACAUGUUCAGAAAAUUAGGACUGAGACAAACGCUUGUGACUCACAAUGGGCGGCUUUUAGGUGUUAUAACCAAAAAGGAUGUUUUGAGACACGUCAAACAACUUGACAACGAAGAUCCUAGCUCCGUUUUAUUCAAUUGAGUUUUUUUAUUCCCUCCAAAAUGAGAAAAAAAAACCUUUUAAACUUUUAGGCUGAGCAUAAUAUCCUGUAUAUUAGUAUAAUUAUGAUAGUAAUUAUUAUUGUCUUUACUAUUAUGAUUACUGUUAUUAUUAUGAUUAAUAAUAAUAAUAAUAAUAGUAGUGAUAAUUAGAUUACAUGCGUGCAGCUAACCACAAGUAGCUCACAUAGAUUUUUAUAUUUCUAUAAGUAGUAAAUUAAUUUCUGUAAUAUUGUCAAUAUUAUUAUUAUCAUUAUUAUUAUUAUUAUUAUUAUCAUUACUACAUUGUUUUUGUUAUUAUCAUCGUCAUUAUUAUUAUUAUCGAUCAUAGGUUGACAUUUGAAAUAUUACUCUUAUGAUGAAAGCAGCAUCGUACUACUAUGCGGUCGAAAGAAUUACCAUUAUUAUUCCGUUGCAAAGAACAAAAAAAAAACGAGGUAGAGUCAAUUUUGAAUACGGUGAUGCUGCAUCUACUCGAUAAGAUUGUCAAUAUUAUUCAAAUUAUUAGCUGAUUUUAUUUUAUGAAAUUUGAUGGACUUUACAGUAUAACCCUUAGAAGAAAAAAAAUGAAAGAUACCAGAAGAAAAUCCCGUAAUAGCUUUGUUGUUAUCAUCAUGUAUUAUUAUCAUCGCGAUAUUUUAAUUUUCAAUAUUUAGGUAAUAAAUAACUAUACAAUGUUAAUUACAAUAAUUAUUAUGUAUAAGAUGAUGAAUGUAUCUCACUUCGAUAUAUACAUAUGUAUAUUUGAACGUAUAUUAUGGUUAUUGAAUGUGUAAAUAUGAAGAAAAUAGUAAUAAAACAAAAAAAAAUCUUAA
Messenger RNA from Athalia rosae (coleseed sawfly), 4076 nucleotides. It is a transcript of the gene ClC-c, whose product is annotated as H(+)/Cl(-) exchange transporter 3. The record is from RefSeq and is a predicted model, not a curated record. Gene Ontology annotation, cellular component: membrane; Golgi apparatus; synaptic vesicle. Lineage: Eukaryota; Metazoa; Arthropoda; Insecta; Hymenoptera; Athaliidae. The transcript has 12 exons. The coding region runs from base 680 to 3244 and encodes 854 amino acids. Gene Ontology annotation, molecular function: voltage-gated chloride channel activity. Gene Ontology annotation, biological process: transmembrane transport; chloride transport.